AUGAUCAAAUUAGUGAAGACUGGCCAAUGUAUCCACUUCAUCCGCGUCCCGCAAAGUCCACGGCCGAGCUCACGUACCGACCCGGAAAGCAACGUCCCGCGGUCGAGCGUUCUUAGCUCGACCGCGCCACGCGAACAGAAGGCAACGCAUCGCGGCCGCGCGGCACAACCAUGUACCACGGCCGACCCAUCCGUCCGACCAGGAAGGCUUCGUCCCGCGACCGGCCAAGAUUCAUCGGCCAAAUCAUCCAUCCGUCCGACCCGUCGGCCGAACACGAAAACUCUCGGCCACGAUCGUUCCGACCGUGCCGAUAGCCGACACGACCCGAUGACCGGCCGACCGUCCCGACCGACCGUCCGAACGGUCCGAUCGACCCGAAGCCCGUUUUGA
This is a messenger RNA of Microthlaspi erraticum, 390 nucleotides long. Lineage: Eukaryota; Viridiplantae; Streptophyta; Magnoliopsida; Brassicales; Brassicaceae. The record is from the annotation of a GenBank genome assembly.